AUGGAGGAGGGGCAACCCUCCUCUCCUGCAGGUAGUGUUACACCUGUGAUAACCCCACCCCUAGCAAGUCGUCCAACAUGGAGUUCAUUGUUAAAGAAUACAGCUAAUACGGGAUUCACACCAUUGACAUAUUAUAGUGAAAGCCGUGGCAAGGAGAUUGUUAUCAUAGAGGAUGAAGAUAUUGUCGAUGAGUUAAGGUAUUGGAAGAAUUCUGUGGUUUGCUAUGUUCUUGGUAGUAAACCCUAUUUUCCUUACUUUAAAGCGUACGUUCAGAAGAGAUGGCACAAGGAUGCAGUUGUUGUUUCAUUGAAAGAUGGAUUUUUUCAAGGUCGUGCAAUUAUUGUUAAGAAAUGGCAUAAGAGUAUACAGCUUGAAAGAGAUAUAAUGGCCAUAGUUCCAAUUUGGAUGAAGGUGUGCGAUUUGCCAGUGCAUGCACGUAGUGGUACUUCAAUUUCUAAGAUUGUUUCUAAUAUAGCUAAACCGUUAUAUAUGGAGGAUGUGAUUCAAAGUAGGGAAAAGGGAUUAUAUGUUCAUGUCCUCGCUGAGAUGGAGGUUGAUGGUGUUUUUCCAGAAAUAAUUCAGACUAGGUUGCAUGGCUUGCCGUGUAGAGCAAAGGUGGAAUAUGAAUGGAAGCCUCAAGUUUGCAAAACCUGUAAGAAGAUGGAUCAUACUGAUGCAAUGUGUCCUUCGAAUAAGGUUAGAACUAUUAAACCCAGGGAGCAUUGGGUGGUGAAAAAAAAGAGUGUGAAGCAAGGGGAUUUGGUAAGUAUUCAAGCUGUGGAUGUUCCAAAUGACGCUCAAGAAGAUAUGGAAGGAUUUACAGUUCAGAAAAAGUCAAAAGGAAAAUUGAAGAUGGGAGAACCUGUGAUUCCAACUCCGGUUGUUUCAGUAAAUGCAUUCCAGGUGCUUGACGAUAAUACAGAGACUGAGGAGGUGUUACAGAUUGUGGAAAUCUAUAAUGAGACACUUAAUCAUGAUUUGGGAAGCCCGGUUAUUGAUCCUUUGAAGGAUGUUGUUGAUUCACAAGAAGUGGUAUUGGAGACCCAAGAUCAGUGUGGUUGGGAUCCCAUGAAGGUUGAGGUUAUGGUUAUUACAUCUACUGAUCAAAUGAUCUUACUUCAUGUUGUGAUUAGAGGUACAAAUUCAAGGUUAUUUGUUUCAUUUAUCUAUGCUAAAAAUACUGAUGGAGAGAGACAAAAGUUAUGGCAGGACUUAGUUGAUUGUGAGCAAAAGGUGGAUGGGCCUUGGUUGUUAUUGGGUGAUUGGAACAUUGUUAGGUUUAAUUCUGAAAAGAAGGGAGGCAGAAUUCAUCCCCCAAGGGUAUUUGCUGACUUCAAUAAUACCAUUGACAAAUUAUGCUUAACUGAUGUGCCAACAGCAAAUGGCUUAUAUACUUAG
Molecule: messenger RNA, 1398 nt
Organism: Cornus florida
Lineage: Eukaryota; Viridiplantae; Streptophyta; Magnoliopsida; Cornales; Cornaceae
Exons: 3
Coding region: 1-1398 (465 amino acids)
Source: RefSeq, a predicted model, not a curated record